Messenger RNA from Dictyostelium purpureum, 1491 nucleotides. RefSeq lists its product as uncharacterized. The coding region runs from base 1 to 1491 and encodes 496 amino acids. Gene Ontology annotation, biological process: carbohydrate metabolic process. Lineage: Eukaryota; Evosea; Eumycetozoa; Dictyosteliales; Dictyosteliaceae. The transcript has 3 exons. The record is from RefSeq and is a predicted model, not a curated record.
AUGGUACAAAGUACAGUACCACAAGGUGGUAUGAUGAUGUACGAAAUUUCAACUAGACCAUGGAUGUAUAAUCUUUCAGUUACUUAUAACAAACCUAUUAAUAGUAUUGCUGAUAUUCCAUUCCAAGAAUUUCAAAAAAUUAAAGAUAUGGGAUUUGAUAUGAUUUGGAUGAUGGGUGUUUGGGAAUUAGGUGAAUAUGGUAUUAAUUAUGAUCAAACCAACGGACCAUUAUUACAACAUUAUGCCCAAGUUUUACCAGGUUAUACACAAGCAGAUAUUAUUGGUUCACCAUAUGCUGUCACCAAUUAUUCAGUUAAUCCACAAGUUGGUCUCGAACAAGAUUUAGUUAAUUUAAGAAAACAACUUAAUGCUAUUGGUUUAUUAUUAAUGUUAGAUUUUGUUCCAAAUCACACUGCUGUUGAUUGUCCAUGGACUAGCUCAGAUAUAGAUUAUUAUAUUCGUGCACCAGAAGGAACACCAACUCCAUAUGAUAACAACACCUAUCUUCCAAAUGGUAUUGCCUACGGUAGUGCUGGUUGGGGUGGCUCUUGGUUUGAUACUGCUCAAUUAAAUUAUUGGAACCCAGUGUUAAUUAAACAAAGAAUUCAACAGUUAUUAACUGUUGCAUCAUUUGCUGAUGGUAUUAGAUGUGAUAUGGCCUAUUUAUUAUUAAAUUCAUUAUUUGGAUCUAAUUGGCAAUCACAAUUAUCAUCAUGGGGAUUCCAACAACCAGAACAAGAGUUUUGGGAAAUUGCAAUUCAAAUUGUUAAAGAAUCAUAUCCAAAUGUUAUCUUUUUAGCAGAAGUUUAUCACCCAUAUGAAGAAAAUCUUCAACAAGUUGGCUUUGAUUAUACUUACGACAAAAUGCUUCACGAUAUUCUUAAUGGUGGUGAUAUGAACGCCGUUAGAGCAUGGAUUUCAGGUCAUUCAAAACAAUUCACUACUCAUUCAGCUCACUUUAUUGCUAAUCAUGACGAACCAAGAGGUGCUUCAUUCUUUGGUAGCUGGUGGAGAUCCAAUGCCGCUGCUUUAAUUACUUACACAUUACCAGGUCUUCGUUUCUUCUGGUGGGGUGAUUUCGAAGGUUACUCAAAUCAAUUAGAUGUUCAUUUAAGACGUGAAGAAUCUGAACCAGCUAUUGGUGAUGCCAUGGCUUUCUACAAUACUUUUACCUCAAUUGUAAGCGACCCAGUUUUCAAAUUUGGUGAAUUCACUUAUUUAAAUUGUACAAACGAUCAAGAAAGUUGGAAUCUUGUUGCCUAUAAAUGGACCUAUCAAAACGAAAAAAGACUUUGUGUAUUAAACUUUUCAGAUCAACAAGGCACUGGUACUAUCAUCCUUGAUGAUGCCGAACCAGCCAAUGGUAAUGACACAAUUCCAGUUACCGAUUUACUUUCAGGUACUACUUAUUAUCGUUCAUCUGAACAAAUGAGAACCUCUGGUCUCUAUGUUGUUAUUAACUCCUGGUAUGGUCAAAUUUUCAAGUAUUAA